Messenger RNA from Drosophila arizonae, 1803 nucleotides. RefSeq lists its product as uncharacterized. The record is from RefSeq and is a predicted model, not a curated record. NCBI's taxonomy places the organism in Eukaryota, Metazoa, Arthropoda, Insecta, Diptera, Drosophilidae.
CAUAAACAAUUCUGAGAAUCAACAAUGUCUUGGCUGCUCAGCAAUAAUGGCCUGCUCCUAUUUGCCAGUUUCUUUGUCUGUGUCUACAUAUAUUUCUAUUCCUUCGUUAGAUUCGAAUUAGCAAAAACCGAGCCCACCAUAAACCCUGAACAGUCCAUAUCACACGAAGAUACUUCCCAAAUUCCAAGUCAAAACAAAUUUAACGUUUUUGAUCAUGUGUGCAAAAUACCAAGAGUCGAUCCAUUCUCCCCUGAUGUCAUGGCCCUUUUUAAACCUCCCAAGCCCAAGACCUGUACGGAUCAGCCCGGUCUAUUCACUGUUCGAUAUAAUAAACAGCAAAAACUAUAUCUAUUGCGCUUUAAUAAAUCUCUAUUUGUGGACCUAUUUCCAAGUGUGAUCCACUAUGCGUGCGUCUUUUACGAGAUCAUUAGUGGAACAAGUGAUAAGCCCAUCUGGAACAAGGGAUCACCAUUUACUUGUAGUGACCGGAUCGUGCCCCGUUCCAUUCAAGGAAUUGUCGUGGAGUGCUUUGAGUUAGGCAACAGGUCUCGAGUCCUGCAGCGCGAUGCAUUCUCUUUUGUCCAGCAUCUAGUCGGACGGAACGAAACGAACGAUGAGAAGCGCAGUCGGGCCUAUCCCAGUGUCAUAAUGUUGGGCAUUGACUCCAUGUCGCAGAUGAACUUUCAGAGAACGAUGCCACUGACUGCAAAGUUUCUGAGGCAGCCAGGGUGGACUGAGAUGCUUGGCUAUAAUGGACUAUUCAACAAUGGCUUUCAAAAUAUGUUUUCCCUAUUAUCUGGCGGUUCUCCGCAACUGUGGAAGCAGUAUUGUGAUGUGAAGAGACCGGGUUGUUUAGAUACUAUUACCUUCCUGUGGAAUCAUUUUCACAACUCGGGAUAUUUGACUGCCUAUGCGGAAGACUCUCCCUCCUUACCCUUUACGCGCAAGCCCGUGGAUUACUAUCUCUAUCCCAUUCUGAAAGUGUUUAAGGAAAUUAUGGAAGGAGAAGGGCGUCAGGGGGACUCUGACUACUGCCUGGGUCGGAGAGAAAGUUUCCACUAUGUUUUCGAGUCUUGCCUGCAGUUGGUACAGCGAUUCAUGAAUGAGACGCACAAGCCGCUCUUCGGACUCUACUGGACAAAGACCUUCAGCCAUGAGGACUUUAGCGCAGCAGCACGUGUGGAUAGGGAUUUCGUGAGGUAUCUUGAGCUGUACAGGGAGCUCGGCUUAUUCGAUAAGGCAGUUGUCAUCUUGUUCAGCCUCCAUGGACAGCGCCAGGGACCUUUGAUGCGGUUAGCCUCGGGCUUUCUGGAAGAGCGAUUGCCCAUGUUGCACAUCUAUUUACCGCCUUGGUACCGGAGACAGUAUCCAGACGUCAAACAAGCGCUUGAGGUGAAUCGUCGUCGGCUGUGCUCCCCAUAUGAUUUGCAUUUGACGCUUAAGAAUCUGCUCGUGCAGGUGCAUCCAAAUUUGGAGUUUGAAAUCGUGUGCAACAGCUGCAUGUCGCUGCUUUACAUUGUUCCAGAGAAUCGCAGUUGUGCAGGGGCAAAAAUUCCGGAGUGGAUUUGCUCGUAUCAUCAAGAACUCUAUAAUUCGGAGGGACAAAUUGUGAAACCGGCCGAUGGCAUUCAAAGGUAUCGCAUUAAAUUCAUUACGCAGCCCAAUGGCGUUUUCCUUGGUAACAUUUUCAUCAACAGUCAAAAUAAUAUUGCAGACGUGCCGUACCAUCGAAUAACACGUUUCAACACUCAUAGUAAGUGUGUGGAUGGGAGCAUUAACGAUAUUUUAUGUGUCUGUCGAUAG